This is a messenger RNA of Callorhinchus milii (elephant shark), 1701 nucleotides long. RefSeq names its product lactamase, beta-like 1b (gene lactbl1b). The transcript is spliced from 6 exons. NCBI's taxonomy places the organism in Eukaryota, Metazoa, Chordata, Chondrichthyes, Chimaeriformes, Callorhinchidae. The coding region runs from base 1 to 1701 and encodes 566 amino acids. The record is from RefSeq and is a predicted model, not a curated record.
AUGGAGGUGAAAUGGCCGUUUGUGGGAAUGGCGUUCUUCAUCCUGGUCUCCAUCAUCAUGACCUGCUGUUUUGUCUGGCAGUACAAGCUCCCGAAAGAGGAGAUAAGUAAAUAUUCCAUUUCUAAAGCACCGGAACCCGUGCAGAUGUGUCCACGCCAUCCCCAAGCUGUGCCUCUGGAACAUCCCAUCCCCAUCCUGAAAGAAGCCCUGGAAAAGGUUGACAUGUUUCUACGCCAUCAGAUACAUCCACUCAGUCUGCCCUCCAUCUCAACUAUCGUGAUUUACAACGACACCGUACUGUGGACUGGCAACUUUGGCAAGAAGAACGCAUCCGACGAGUUUUCACCCCCACCCAAUGAAUACACAGCGUACAGGAUCGCGAGUCUCUCCAAGAUCUUCCCAACUAUUAUGAUGUACAAAUUGUGGCAAGAAGGAAAAAUCACCUCAUUGGACGACCCGCUAACAAAAUACAUCAAAAACUUUACUGUUAAAAACCCGCUGGGAAACUCGAGAGAAUCCGAACAUCACUCCUUGGCGGAUGGCCUGAUGUUCCUGGAGAAGAGGGAGCCCUUAGUGAGAACAUCAGCCGUCACACUGAAGAGAAUGGCCAGUCAGCUGUCAGGGUUACCCAGACGUCUGCGGUCAACAAGUCUGCUGUGGAAAGGCAACACGCAGAUGGCACUCAAUCUACUACAGGACGACUUGCUGGUUGCUGACCCUGGCACAAGAUGCCACUACAGUAACCUGGCCUUCUCGCUCUUGGCUCACGUCCUGGCUGACAAGGUGGCCGAGUGCGACUAUCAGCGCUGGGUCAGGGAGAACAUUCUGGACAGAAUGGGGAUGGAGCACACAGGAUUCGAGUUCACAGCCUCGGUCCGGUCACAGUUGGCGAUCGGCGUUUACAGUAACGGUCGUCCUGCUCAGCUGUACGACCUGGGCUGGUACCGCCCGUCUGGUCAGAUGUAUUCCACGGCUGCGGACCUGGCCAAGCUGGCGAUGGUCUUCCUGGGAGCCUUCCACAAACGCCUCCUGGAGCCCGACGCCCUCAAGAUGAUGCUCACGCCCAUGUUUAGAUGUUCCGAGGAAUACUUUGCCCGGAGGACAGGAACGCCUUGGGAGGUCAACGAGCUGUUCGGCUAUGACAUCGUCAAAAAAGACGGCGACCUGGACGGUUACUCGGCCACCUUCUCGCUCGUCCCCAAACUCAAGCUGGGCUUCAUCGUCCUGAUGUCCGGCUCCCGGCCACAAGAGGAAGACCUGACCACCAGUGUUUACAAUUACCUGAUCCCAGCCAUGGAAUCCGCCUUCCGCCAAGCCAGGCGUCUCCUCUCUGCCCCGCCUCACCCCAAGCCCUACGUGGGCUAUUACACCUACGCCAACCUGACCUUCUACGAGAUCAAGGGAAGCCCAAGUGGAGUGUUGGUCAUGCAGCAGUUUGGGCCUCACAUCGAGGACCUGAUCCCAGAGAGGUACAGGACCAUCCAGUUGCAUUAUUUGGAGGACAGGGUGUUCCAGAUCGUUUUUAAGAAUGAAUAUCCCUGCGUCCUGCGGUUCAACACCGCUUCCGUCUCGCUGGAGGCUCAAGACGGGCAACUCUUUAAUUUUUAUCAGUUCAACAGGAAAGGCCUGUCUCCCGGAUUCGAUGCUCCGGGUCUCAACACCUACAACGUUCUUCGAAUAAAUAAAAAGCCGAGGUUUUGA